Glossina fuscipes is the source of this 2299-nucleotide messenger RNA. RefSeq names its product probable serine/threonine-protein kinase kinX. The record is from RefSeq and is a predicted model, not a curated record. The coding region runs from base 26 to 1978 and encodes 650 amino acids. The transcript is spliced from 2 exons. Lineage: Eukaryota; Metazoa; Arthropoda; Insecta; Diptera; Glossinidae.
UUAUUCACUUUAAAGAGGAUAUCAAAUGAAAUUAAUGCAAUUAGGAAUACAAGUGCUUUUGAUUCUGCUUUUAUUCGGCAAGAGCACGAAUGCAAAAAGACGAAAUAGCGAUGAUGCCGAGACGAACGAGUAUGCAAUUCAUCAGCAUAAUUACGAAGAGGAACGUACGUCAGAAACGGGUGAUGAUCAUCGUGUGAAAGGAAUGGAACGGUUGCCACGCAAAAUUAAUUCGGAUCAAAAUAUUUUUCAAAGAGGAAAGCGCGGCUCACAAAAAUAUGAUCAUCUUCCAGCAGCCAUUAAGCCGGUGAAUCGCAAAAAGAAACAUAUUAUAAUUAAAAUACAUCCAAGUCAUAAGAAAUCACUGCAACGACAUCACAUACUUGAGGAGAAGCAAUUUCAUAAUCCUCGUCUUGACGAUAUACAAGAGUUUCACACUUUUGAGGAAACACAUGAGCACCUUGAUGAAAAACCAGAACAAAAUGGCGAAGACAAAUUUCCAAUUGAAGUAAAUCAGCCAACGGAGCCUGCGGAGACGUAUGAUGUCCCUGUCGAUAAGCAGCUUGAAGAUCCUCAUACGCAGGAAACGCAGCAUUUUCAUUCAGAGGAAGGAAAACACGAUAAGUCCAAAAAAAUCAAAAUCAAACAUCAUCAUCACCAUCAUCAUCAUAAUCAUGUCAAAGAAAUUAUUAAAAAGGUUCCAGAACCAUAUCCUGUUGAGAAAGUCGUUCAUGUACCGGUAGAAAAAAUCGUAGAAAAAAUUGUUCAUGUGCCAAAACCAUAUCCCGUAGAGAAAAUUGUCGAAAAGGUAGUAAAAAUACCAGUGGAAAAAAUAGUUCAUGUACCCAAACCGUAUCCAGUUGAAAAAAUUGUUGAAAAAAAAGUGCCCUACCCAGUAGAAAAGCUUGUUCAUGUCCCCGUCGAGAAAAUUGUUGAAAAAAAAGUACCAUAUCCUGUAGAAAAAAUUGUACAUGUUCCUAUCGAGAAAAUAGUUGAAAAAAUUGUCCACAUUCCGAAACCUUAUCCGGUCGAGAAGGUGGUUGAGAAAAUCGUACAUGUUCCCGUUGAAAAAAUCAUAGAGAAGAAGGUGCCCGUUACAGUUGAAAAGAAAGUGCCUUACCCUGUUGAAAAAAUUGUUCACAUUCCAGUAGAGAAAAUUGUGGAAAAAAUUGUUCAUGUUCCUCAACCAUAUCCCGUCGAAAAGGUUGUCAAUAAAUUUAUACCAGUGCCAAAGCCUUACGCUGUUGUUAAAGCAAUUCCCUAUCCGGUUGAAGUAAAAGUGCCGUACCAGAUAGAGAAACCAGUUCCGUACGCGGUGGAAAAACAAGUUCCCGUCCCAUAUAAAGUAGAAAUAGAAAAAAAAGUACCAGUAUAUAUACAUUCGAAAGAGCCUUACAAAUAUGUGCAUCCUCAUGAUGCACAUGUGGAAUUAGAUGAACACUCAAGCGAUACGCACAUUCAUGAAGAUCACUCCAGUCAUCAGGAAGACUAUGGGCAACAUCAACACGAUGUUGAGCCAUACCACGGGCAAACUGGACAUGACUUGUCUGUGUUUCCGUCAAAUCACAAACCUAGCGUAACUAGCUAUAAACAGGAGUUAAUUCAUAAACCAAACCAUCAACAAGCACACAACUAUAACUACAAUCAGAAGAACCAGAACAGUCCGAACAAUCGGCAGCACUCGGCCCAAGAAACUAAAAGGGUUGAAGUAACUUUAGCACCUCCCGAAGUAAAAGCUGACUCUGAAUUUCGCAUACAUGUGCCGGAUGAAGAACCAGCCGGCAGUGCCCCUCAGCCACAAUUCGCUAUUCCACCAUCCAGCGAAUCUUCUUUAGAUCUACUCCCGCAAGCAUCUACUAAUUCGGUUCACUUAACCCAAUUGCAGCCGAUAGCUUUACCUUUACAGUUUAUACAUUAUCAACCUAUACAAUAUCAACAGCCUAUAGGAUUCGCUUUAAACAGAUCAUCACAGUAUAAAUAAAAUUUGCUUUACCUAAAAAUUCACAUAAUAAUUGAGAAGUUUAUACUAGUCGGUGCAUUUCUAUCUUUCUAGCAUCCUGACGAAAUCGCGUUGUAAAUAAUAUCGUUUCAAACCUAAUGAGCAUGCAUGUUUAUAUAUAAACAUAUAAACAUUUAAACAUGAACAUCUCCAUAUUCCAUACAAAUAUGUCGUUUACGCUACAAUAUAGAAUGUAAGUUUGUUUAUAUAAAAUUAUGUGGAUAAAGAUUCGAAUUUCAAUUAUUUAAAAUAUUAAGGUAAGUAAACUCUCGGUUUGAGUCAAAUCUCUCUCUCUCUCUCUCU